AUGUCAAACCGCAACCUCGCCAACAUAAUAGUUGACUCCCUGUCUAACGCCGGCGUCCAAAUCGUCUUCGGCAUCCCCGGCGCAAAAGUAGACGGCAUAUUCGACGCAUUGAGCGACCACCCCACCAUCAAACUCAUAGUCUGCCGCCAUGAGCAAAAUGCCGCUUUUAUGGCUGCCGCAGUCGGUCGUUUGACUGGUCUACCGGGCGUCUGUUUGGUGACAUCGGGGCCGGGGACGAGUAACCUCGUCACUGGCCUUGCGACAGCCACGACCGAGGGUGAUCCUGUGCUCGCGAUUGCGGGUACAGUGUCGCGACUACAAGCUGCGCGACAUACGCAUCAAUCACUCGAUGUAAACAAAGUCCUGGAAGGAGUGUGCAAAUCCGUCACCCAAGUCGGCGUCGAAGAUCAGGUCAGCGAGGUGAUUGCCAACGCAUUUCGUCAUGCGCGCAGAUUCCCACAGGGCGCAACAGCUGUGGCUCUGCCCAUGGACAUCAUCAAGAGUACCUCAGUCAGUGUACCGCCAUUUCCGAGCCUAAGUUUCGAGUCUCCGGGCUAUGGAGCAAGUAAUCCGAAACUCGGCAAGGUUGCUAUCGACAAGCUUAUGGCUGCGAAAUAUCCCGUGAUAUUACUGGGCAUGAGGUCUGCCGAUCCAUCCAUUGUGGCGUCGGUUCGUCGGAUGAUCAAAGAUCAUACAUUGCCUGUUGUAGAGACCUUUCAAGCCGCAGGCGCAAUUAGUGAGGAUCUCUUGCACAGAUAUUACGGCCGUGUGGGAUUGUUCCGAAACCAGCCCGGAGACAAAGUGCUUGCCAGAGCAGACCUGAUUAUUGCAGUGGGCUACGAUCCAUAUGAAUACGACGCAGAAGCAUGGAAUGUUAACAAUCCCACCACCGUCCACAAUAUUAUUCAUAUUGACUAUACCGAUCCUCGAGUAUCGCAGCAUUACAUGCCACAAAUCGAACUUCUCGGCAACCCAGCUGAUAUCGUCGAUGAACUGACCUCCAGCCUCCAAGCCUUGAAGCCAGCCUUCUGGUCCGGCGCCGAAGACGCUCUAGAAAACAUCCGACAAGAAAUCGACGAAUGGCAAUCAAGCGCCACAGAAAACGCUUUAUCGCAAGGUCUACUAGAUGAACCCGUUCAGCCAACCCAUUUCGUCUACCAACUCCGCCACAUGCUCCCCAAAGACACCGUCGUUUCCGUCGACGUCGGCACAGUCUACAUCUACAUGAUGCGAUACUUCCAGACCUACUCACCGCGUCACCUUCUCUGCUCCAACGGCCAGCAAACUCUAGGCGUUGGUCUACCCUGGGCUAUCGCAGCAAGUCUAAUCCAAGAACCCCCCUGUUCCCGCAAAGUUGUCAGCGUCAGCGGCGACGGCGGCUUCAUGUUCAGUUCGCAAGAACUCGCGACCGCCGUGCUGCAAAAAUGUAACAUCACGCACUUUAUUUGGAACGAUUCUGGAUAUAACAUGGUCGAGUUUCAGGAAGAGGCCAAGUAUGGUCGCAGUUCAGGCAUCAAGCUAGGAGGGAUCGAUUUCGUCAAGUUUGCAGAAGCGUUUGAGGGCGCAAAGGGAUUUAGAGUUAAUUCGACGAGAGAAUUAAAGGAGGUUAUGAGGGAGGCGCUGCAGUUUGAGGGAGUAGCUGUUGUGGAUGUGAGGAUCGACUAUAGUAGAAGUCGGGAGUUGAUGAGGAAUAUUAUCCCGAAGGAUUAUAGAUAG
Talaromyces amestolkiae is the source of this 1716-nucleotide messenger RNA. RefSeq lists its product as uncharacterized. The coding region runs from base 1 to 1716 and encodes 571 amino acids. The transcript has a single exon. Gene Ontology annotation, molecular function: magnesium ion binding; flavin adenine dinucleotide binding; thiamine pyrophosphate binding. Gene Ontology annotation, cellular component: acetolactate synthase complex. The record is from RefSeq and is a predicted model, not a curated record. NCBI's taxonomy places the organism in Eukaryota, Fungi, Ascomycota, Eurotiomycetes, Eurotiales, Trichocomaceae. Gene Ontology annotation, biological process: butanediol metabolic process; L-valine biosynthetic process.